Molecule: messenger RNA, 216 nt
Organism: Akanthomyces muscarius
Lineage: Eukaryota; Fungi; Ascomycota; Sordariomycetes; Hypocreales; Cordycipitaceae
Exons: 4
Coding region: 1-216 (71 amino acids)
Source: RefSeq, a predicted model, not a curated record
AUGGUAACAGUCUGCAGGGCUGCAUCGGGGGGCGUGCCAGCCAUCCGGUCCGAUGACCAGCAGUUCCCGUGUCUAGCGCCGGCGACGAGUCCACUUCUGGACGACACCAAAUUUGACAACCUGCGGAAAAUCAGUCGUAGUGCAAAGCGGCACGCGCCCGGCGUCGAUGUUUGGUUGCCAAAUAUCCCUCUUAUCCUCGUUACCAUGAUGAUCUGA